Ostertagia ostertagi is the source of this 168-nucleotide messenger RNA. The record is from the annotation of a GenBank genome assembly. Lineage: Eukaryota; Metazoa; Nematoda; Chromadorea; Rhabditida; Trichostrongylidae.
AUGUCCAUGGGUGCCGGAGAUAGCCAGGACGACGGGGUCUGGAUGAUGACAUCCAGUUUUACCAUUUUCACAAUGACUGCAGGGUUUGGGCUGCUAGAAUCGGGACGAGUAUCACCGAAGGACGAGGUAAACGUAAUGGUGAAAAAUGUGGUGGAUGUGAUUUUUGGA